Molecule: messenger RNA, 1793 nt
Organism: Sitodiplosis mosellana (orange wheat blossom midge)
Lineage: Eukaryota; Metazoa; Arthropoda; Insecta; Diptera; Cecidomyiidae
Product: facilitated trehalose transporter Tret1-like
Exons: 9
Coding region: 271-1713 (480 amino acids)
Biological process (GO): carbohydrate transport; transmembrane transport
Cellular component (GO): membrane
Molecular function (GO): sugar transmembrane transporter activity
Source: RefSeq, a predicted model, not a curated record
UAUUUAAUUGUCAGUUCGCUUUGGAGAGCUCUGCGUCUGAUGUUAUCAAAAAUUGAACGCUUUUUACGCUUUUCGGUUACUUGUUAGUCAUUUGCUGUGAUCAACAUCAGAUAGAAUUCGUUUGUUGUAGCGAUCGGUAGCACUUUUUUUUGGGUCGUUCGUACUAUAUUUGAAUUUCUAAAUAUAAUUAGUUCGUAUGCCAAUUGAAAUUCGUUAGUGAAUGAGCGAGCCGCACAAGCAAUUUGAUUAAAUACUGAACACACACACAGUAUGUUCAAAGAAAGUGAAACGGUCAUUUCACAUAGCGUACGACUUCAGUACUUGGCUGUUAUAAUCGUGUUUUGUUUUCUUUUGUUAGCAAAUCUAAUUUCGCUAUGCCAUGGCAUGGCAAUAGGUUGGUUGAGUCCCAACCUUCCGAAACUGCAGUCCGAUGAUUCGCCGUUGCAAACCAAGAUGACAUUAUCUGAAAUUUCCUGGAUUGGAUCGUGCUUUUCAAUAGGUGCAAUUCUUGGCAACUGUGUGUUUGGUAUUGUGUCGAAUUUUAUCGGUCGAAAAAAUACACUUUGCAUUUUGGCAUUGCCGAACCUGCUGUUUUGGCUGUUGGUCCUGUUUGGCAGUAAUGCGGUGGAUUUGUAUAUUGGUCGCAUAUUUGCGGGAGCGACAGGUGGCGGAAUGUAUAUAUGCCUGCCGUUGUUCGUUGCUGAAGUGGCCGAUCAAAGAAUUCGCGGUCGCCUGGGCUCAUUGUUGAUGCUCAGCGUCACAAUUGGAAUUUUAUUCGGUUUCAUCGCUGGAACAUAUUUAACAUACUAUCUGGUGCCAAAAAUCUUUUUACCACUUCCGAUCGUGUUUUUCGUGUUAUUUAUCUUUUUUCCGGAAACACCACAAUAUUUCAUACAACGCAAAAGUUUCGAAAAAGCAAAAUUUUCACUAAAUUUCUACCGCGACUGCUGCUGCAAGGAACGAAAUCGUUGCACGCAAAUCGAUUCGGAAUUUGCGGAAAUUCUGCAAUCUGUUCAUGAGCGCUUAGAUCAAAAUGAAAAAUACCGAAAAAAUGCACUCAAAAACAUCUUUAAAUGGGAUUCGAUUAAAGCGAUAUUAAUUGGAUUCUCAUUGACCGGCAUCAAUCUAUUCAGCGGAACAUUUGCGUUCGUGAAUUAUACAGCGAGUAUUUUCAAAGAAUCCGGCUCAACGCUUGAUCCGCACGUUUCAUCAAUUAUAGUUGCUGCCAUACAAAUAUUCGGUGUUUAUGGGUCAACGCUAUUGGUCGAUCGCAUCGGUCGUAAAACUCUACUAAUAUUUUCAACAUCUGGUGCAUUCGUUGGACUUAUAUCGCUCGGAAUUCAUUCAUAUCUCAUUGAAAAUGGUUACGAUUUGACUGCAUGUAAUUGGAUCCCAUUGAUAAGUUUCUCAACGUUCAUAUUCAUCAGCUGCUUUGGCAUAUUACCAUUGCCUUUCAUAGUUUUGACGGAAAUUCUACCGGCCGAGGUGCGGACAUUUGGCUCCACGCUUUGCAUGCUCUCCAACAGUGUUUUCGCAUUCAUAUCACUGAAGACGUUCCCAAUUUUAAUGCAUUCGGUUCAUUUGUAUGGCGUUUCAUGGAUUUGCGCUGGCGUAUGCUUUUACGGUAUUCUAUUUAGCAUUUUCAUACUCAAAGAAACAAAAGGAAAGAAUUUAAAUGAAAUUGUGCCAAAACAACCGACAACUAGCGCCUAGAUAAAUUUAUACUCGAUGUUCAACACUUUUUUUUAAAUAAUUUAUAAAUGUGAUCAAUAAAUUCAUAAUUUCAAAAUCAA